Molecule: messenger RNA, 2652 nt
Organism: Psilocybe cubensis
Lineage: Eukaryota; Fungi; Basidiomycota; Agaricomycetes; Agaricales; Agrocybaceae
Exons: 12
Coding region: 1-2652 (883 amino acids)
Biological process (GO): carbohydrate metabolic process
Molecular function (GO): carbohydrate binding; hydrolase activity, hydrolyzing O-glycosyl compounds
Source: RefSeq, a predicted model, not a curated record
AUGUCCAACCAGCAUCGGAACUCGAAGCUACGCGCCCUUGUAGCUUUAUCUCUUCUGCCAGUAUCUACCCUUGCUGCUGUUGUCGAUCCCAGCAUCCUCCAAGCAUGCCCUGGCUACACUGCCACCAAUGUUAGGACAAAACGCGACGGGCUUACCGCAGAUCUUACGCUGAGAGGCUCAGGAUGCAACGUCUUUGGCCCCGACAUCAACAAACUGUCCCUCAACGUUGUAUACGAGACCUCCGACCGUAUCCACGUCAAAAUUGUUGACGCGUCCGCCGCCCGAUAUGAAGUACCUGCUUCAGUUUUUCCCCGCCCCGAUGCCAGACGUUCUGUGCCACCGCAAGCCGCUAAUAUACGUUUCAACUACACGACUUCUCCCUUCUCAUUCUCUGUGUAUCGUGCCAACACUCGCGAGGUCCUAUUUUCGACUGCAGGCAACCCUUUAAUAUUCGAACCCCAGUAUCUUCGUGUCAAGACCAACUUGCCUCAGAACCCCAACAUUUAUGGUCUCGGAGAGCACACAAAUCCUUUCCACCUUCCGACCGACAACCUGACCCUGACUCUCUGGUCGAGGGAUGCGUAUGGCAUUUCACCCAGAUCGAACUUGUACGGUAACCACCCCGUCUACUUUGAGCAUCGUACGACUGGUACCCACGGUGUCUUCUUGCUCAACUCGAACGGCAUGGAUAUCAAGUUGAACAGCAACUCGCUUGAAUACAAUAUCAUCGGAGGUGUUCUCGAUUUCUAUUUCCUUGCCGGCAGCGAACGGGAUCCCACUGAAUUAGCCCGUCAAUAUUCUGAGGUUGUUGGACUACCCGCGGAAGUACCAUACUGGUCGUUUGGGUUCCACCAGUGUCGAUUCGGCUACAGAGAUUUUGUUGAUGUUGCCAAUGUUAUUGUCAGAUACGCAGCUUCCAAGAUCCCCCUCGAAACAAUGUGGACAGAUAUUGAUUACAUGGACAGGCGAAGGACUUUCACCCUCGAUCCCGAUUACUUCCCUCUGAAGAAGGUCAGGGAAAUCGUUGAUUACCUCCAUGGAAAGGGACAGAAAUACAUUAUGAUGACAGAUCCCGCCAUCGGAUAUUUCCCCGGGGAAGGCUAUGCCGCAUAUGAAGAAGGGAAGGAGCUCGAUAUUUAUUUGAAAAAUAGUACCGGAGACCCCUACAUCGGCCUUGUUUGGGCAGAUUGGUUCCACAAGAAUAUUCGCAAGUACUGGACAAAUCAAUUUAAGCGCUUCUACAACCCUCAAACUGGCGUUGAUAUCGACGGUGUUUGGAUCGACAUGAACGAACCUGCCAGUUUCUGCAUUGCUCCCUGCGCCGAUCCAUACGCCCAGUCUAUCGAGCAGAAGCUUCCUCCCCCUCGUCCCCGACUCCCUCCCAAUGCUGAUACACCGCUCUUUACCAACACUUCCGCCGAAGUUGCACAGCUUAGCAAGAGGGAUGACAUCAUUAACCCUCCAUACGCUAUCGACAAUGCUAUUGGGUCACUGUCGAACAAAACCGCCGAUACCUCCAUCAAGCAAUACAAUGGAUUAACUCAGUAUGAUACACACAAUCUCUAUGGUUCAAUGAUGUCCACGGAGACUCGUCAUGCGAUGCUGGCACGCCGCCCGUCCAAGAAGCCCUUGAUCAUCACUCGCUCUACCUUUGCUGGCGCCGGUGCUCACGUCGGCAAAUGGCUUGGGGAUAAUCUUAGCUUGUGGGACCACUACCGCUUCUCUAUCGCUGGGAUGCUUGGCUUUGCCUCCAUUUAUCAGGUCCCCAUGGUGGGCAGCGAUAUUUGUGGCUUCGGUGGCAAUACAACUGAAACGCUCUGCGCACGUUGGGCUUCGCUUGGAGCCUUCCAACCCUUCAUGCGCAAUCACAACGGCGAAGACUCCAUCAGUCAGGAGUUCUACAUCUGGCCCACUGUUGCUGAGGCUGCGAGGUCCGCUAUCGAUGUUCGCUACCGUCUAAUGGACUAUCUUUACACCGCCUUCCACCAAGCCCAUCUUGAUGGAACUCCCGUCCUCCAUCCCUUGUGGUUUAAGUACCCCAAGGACAGUAACACCUUCCCCAUUGACCUCCAGUUCUUCUACGGAGACUCCAUCCUCGUUUCUCCAGUCACUGAAGAUGACGCCACGUCGGUCUCCAUCUAUCUCCCUAAGGAUACCUUCUAUGACUUCAACACGCUCGCGCCCGUUCAAGGCACCGGCUCCUUCGUUAAAUUCGAGAAUGUUAGCUUCACUGAGAUCCCUCUGCACAUCAAGAGCGGUGUCGUCCUGCCCCUUCGCAGCAAGUCCGCCAUGACCACCAUCGAGCUGCGCAAGACAGACUUUGAGCUCGUCGUCGCGCCCAACGCACGUGGAGAGGCCUCUGGCUCCCUGUACAUCGAUGACGGGGAAUCUCUCGUCGUUACCUCUUCGACCAAUGUCAAGUUCGCGUUCUCGAAUGGCAAGCUGGAUGUGUCCGGUCGUUUUGGAUACCGCACGGGCGUCAAUGUUGCCCGUGUGAGAUUCCUCGGGGUUAAUGCCAACCCUUCGAGGGUGACGGUUGAUGGCAGGUCGGUGAAAAGGUCCGAUGUUUCUUAUGAUGCUGCCAACAAGGUGUUGGAUGUUACUGUUGGUGUUGCCUUCAACAAAGGAUUCUCCGUUCAGUAUUCGAGGUAA